Molecule: messenger RNA, 1185 nt
Organism: Arachis stenosperma
Lineage: Eukaryota; Viridiplantae; Streptophyta; Magnoliopsida; Fabales; Fabaceae
Exons: 1
Coding region: 190-1056 (288 amino acids)
Source: RefSeq, a predicted model, not a curated record
GAUAUGUAUAUAUAUACAUAUGGAAUUGAAGCAGCGGCCUCUCUCCAACAACAAAUAUUUAUUUAUCAUUUUAUUUCCAUAAAUAAAAUAAUUUGGCCCCAUAUGAGAACAUAAAGAGGAGAGUCUCAUCAUCCCGAAAAAGCUAGAAGAAGAAGUUGAAUUCAUCGAUCUGAUCUAUCAGUGAUAGGCAUGGAGAAUAAUAAUAACAACAAACAGAACUCAUCCUCUAAGCUAAGGAGCAAGAUCUUGAAGAUACUACCAAAAGCGGCGGCAGCAGUUCACGUGACAUUCCAGAACCCUCCAUUCAGCCCCGGCAGAGAUCAUCACAAUCACAAUCACAACACAGGUUCCUCAUCAGGAAGCAGCAAGCUCAAACCACCACCAUUCUCUGGGCCCAUAAUGAUUCCAGAUGAAGCCAGAAGAAAGCCUAAGCAUGGUGGCAUCGAUACACAAGAACCCACCUCACCCAAAGUCUCCUGCAUAGGACAGAUCAAGAACAAGAAGAAACGGAUCAUCAACAAACAUAACAGUAACAGUAACACCGACACCACGACCAAGAAGGAGGGUUCAAACAGGUUCCAGAGGAUGUUCUUCCACACUGGCAAACCAAAAACAGGGCUCAAAAAAUCUUCUGCUAUUCCUGCUCCUUCUUCAAAGUCUUCUUACUUGCUUGCUCAAGAGAAUAAUAAUGCACUACCGAUUGGUCACAUGCGGCGCUUUGCCAGUAGCCGCGAAACGUUCUCUAAUUUUGAUUGGAAGGCUCAGAUUGCGCCUGAGGACAUCAAUCACAGGGAUUGCUACUCUGAGGAUGACAGACCCGCCGCCGGGAGUGACGUCGAAGAUGAACACGAUGAAGAAGAAGAGGUUGUUAUCCCUUUCUCAGCACCUAUUGGUGGCAGAGGUGGCUGCAAUGGCGAUUUUGGUGGCAGAGGUGUUCAUCAUGAGAUUGUGGAUAAUUUGAAUUUGCAGCCACGGAAAGAGAUUAAUCUGUGGAAGAGAAGAACCAUGGCACCACCUAGGCCUCUUCAGCUCAAGCCAGUGCUCACGGCCAAGUGAUUAUUAUUUUUCUUUUUCCCCCUUUCAUUUCGGUUGAAGUUUGUAGAUUUGUUCUUUUCUUCUUUAUUUUUCCUGUUUGUUCUUAUUCUUAAUUUCUUAUUAUGAUUAGUAUUAUUAUUGUUUACACUU